AUGCGUUUUCAGACUUUAUUUUAUCUGUCCUUUAUUGGGCUUGCUGCAUCUGCAGCUAUUGACGGCCUUCUGGGUAGCCUUGGGGGUUUGGGUGGUGCUCUUGGUGGCGGCCAGCAAGCAGGAGCCGGAAAUGGUGCUGCUGCAGGUGCGGGAGCUCUCCAGGAAAUGGACAAAGAUGAAAAUCCAAGUCCGACAGCUAUGGCAAACGAAACAGGGGCAGCUUCUCAGGAAACUGGUGCUUCUAAUUCUACGGCAACUGCCACAGGUGAAAACCAGGCGGAGAGCCCAGCACCAACUACUGAGAGUUCGCCCAUGCCAAACUCACCUGAGGCAAGCCAAUCUGCCCAGGGGGCCAUGCCUUCGAUGUCACCCAGCGGCAAUCGUGAUGACGGGACCCAGUCAAUGACUCAAGAGCCACAAACCAUGGGAGGCAAGCCAAAGCAGACUAUGGGAGACCAGCCAAAGCUAACUAUGGGAGACCAACCAAAGCAAACGAUGAGUGGUGACCAAAAUAAACCGCAGACAAUGGGUGGUCAUUCAACACAACACGAGAGUAUGGUCAAACAGUCGAAGCAACCAGAAUCCAAUGGCACCGAGACAACAACUAUGCCUGAAUCUGAAGGUGAAAGUGCACCAAUGCCAACUACUAGUGCGGAGCCUGUUGCCAAUGGAUCUCGCCCUCAGGCGUCUGAUAUGUCAGGGCGCCGUCCUCGUCCUUCAGCCCCUCAGACAGGGAAGAUGCCGGCGAAGCAGUCUAUGACUCCAGCCGCCACUGCCACUCCUACUGCCACUGCUUCCGCUGUGAAGCCAACAGCUACCUCCCCUGCCCCUUCGGUAAUGGACCUAAUUGCGGAUGACGACCAGGAGAAGCAGAUAGAAGGUACGGCAAAGGCACCAUUGAAGAAUUCCACAAAAUCACCUCCUUCGGCCUCUGCCGCUAGUGAACAGCCCUCAUCUGCAUCUUCCUCACCACCUUCUCAAGCUGAUACCCAAACAAAACCAUCAUCAUCAUCAUCAUCAGAGGUGAACUCAUUUUUUAACGGCCUGUGA
This is a messenger RNA of Trichophyton benhamiae CBS 112371, 1050 nucleotides long. RefSeq lists its product as uncharacterized. The transcript has 2 exons. Bases 1 to 1050 code for a protein of 349 amino acids. The record is from RefSeq and is a predicted model, not a curated record. Lineage: Eukaryota; Fungi; Ascomycota; Eurotiomycetes; Onygenales; Arthrodermataceae.